Oenanthe melanoleuca is the source of this 2384-nucleotide messenger RNA. RefSeq names its product solute carrier family 2 member 10 (gene SLC2A10). Gene Ontology annotation, cellular component: membrane. The transcript is spliced from 5 exons. Lineage: Eukaryota; Metazoa; Chordata; Aves; Passeriformes; Muscicapidae. Gene Ontology annotation, molecular function: transmembrane transporter activity. The record is from RefSeq and is a predicted model, not a curated record. Bases 262 to 1989 code for a protein of 575 amino acids. Gene Ontology annotation, biological process: transmembrane transport.
CCCGCCACGUACCUCCGCAAGGCGUCUCCGGCUACACCGCAGCCUCACCCACGGGAUCCCCGGGACCCGGCUCCGAUCCCGCCCUCGGCAUCGCUCCCGGGGCGGCGCAGCCUCCCUUCCCGGGACCCCCGCCCCCGAGAGGGGCGGGCAGGGCGCCUACAAGCCCCAGGCUGCCCGGCCGGGGGCAGGGCAGCAGCGACGUGGCCGGCGGCCCCCGCUCCGCCCCGCUCCGCCCGCUGCGCUCCGGGGCUCGGCCCCGCCAUGGGUCGUGCACUGCUGGUCCUCCUCUUGUCUGCAACCGUUUCUCUCCUGGGUGGGCUGAUUUUUGGAUAUGAGCUGGGGAUAAUCUCUGGAGCACUGUUGCAGCUGCAGACAGACUUCCAGCUCAGCUGCUUCAAGCAAGAAGUUGUAGUGAGCGCUGUCCUUAUCGGGGCGUUCCUCGCCUCGCUGGCAGGGGGGAUCCUCAUCGACCACCAUGGCCGGAGGAGAGCAAUCUUGGUCAGCAACUUGGUUCUCUUGGUGGGCAGCCUCAUCCUCACACUGGCCGGGUCAUUCACGGUACUGGUCAUUGGGCGCAUGACCGUGGGCUUUGCCAUCUCUGUCUCAUCCAUGGCCUGCUGCAUCUAUGUCUCAGAAAUGGUGGCUGCUCACCAGCGAGGCCUGCUGGUGUCUCUCUACGAAGUGGGAAUCACCAUGGGCAUCCUGCUGUCCUACGCCCUGAAUUAUGUCUUUGCAGAUAUGGAUGAGGGGUGGAGGUACAUGUUUGGACUGGCCAUUGCCCCGACAGCCAUGCAGUUCCUCAGCAUCCUCUUCCUCCCAGUGAACCCUGUUAAAUUAAGCUCGUGGGACUCAGACUGCCAGAAGGGCCUCAUCCCUCUGCAGGACACCAAGGACAGAGUAGCGGCAAAGCGGGAGCCCUAUCAGGAGAGGCAUUACUCAUUUCUUGAUCUUUUCAGGAGCAGAGACAACAUGAGAAGAAGGACUCUGGUGGGCCUGGGGCUGGUGCUCUUCCAGCAGUUCACUGGGCAGCCCAACGUGCUGGGCUAUGCCUCCAAAAUCUUCCACUCAGUGGGCUUCCAGAGCAACUCCUCGGCCAUCCUGGCCUCGGUUGGGCUGGGAGCAAUAAAGGUGGUGGCCACGCUGGUGGCCAUGGCCUUGGCAGACAGGGCAGGCAGGAGGGUGCUGCUGAUGUCUGGCUGUGUGGUGAUGGCUGUCUCUGUCACCACCAUCAGCCUCUGCAGCCGCCUGGCUCCGCUGGCCAUGGCCAGGGACUGCCGAGCAGCCGCAGGCCCCAACGCAUCCCACGGGCUCAGCCAGCACCCCCUGACCCCUCUGCUCCCACCCUCUGCUGUGUCACCCGUCCAACCAGUGCCAGGGGCUGCCAGAAGUCAGGCAGGCCCUGGUUUUGCUGCCACCAGGAGCCUUAUGGAGGUUUUUGCCAGCACUCAAAGCAAAGAGGUUGUUCCUAAUUCUUCCCUGACUCAGAAAAGAGAUUUGGUAAGUGAAUCCAGGAAAGGAAACACAGGCCCUCGUCUUGAUGCUGCUCCCUGGGCACAACAUACGGUCUCAAAUUGGAUCACACUGCUGAGCAUGAUGGCUUUUGUGAGUGCCUUCUCAGUUGGAUUUGGGCCAAUGACCUGGCUGGUCCUGAGUGAGAUUUACCCUGCUGGGAUAAGAGGAAGAGCCUUUGCCUUCUGUAACAGCUUUAACUGGGCUGCUAAUUUACUGAUCAGCCUCUCCUUCCUGGACCUUAUUGAUGCCAUUGGAUUCUCCUGGAUGUUUCUUCUCUAUGGGCUGAUGGGAGUGAUGGCUGUUAUAUUCAUUUACCUUUUUGUGCCAGAAACAAAAGGACAGUCCCUGGAGGAGAUAGACCAGCAGUUCUGCAGGAAACGGGCGUGGGAAGGAAAUGUGUUCAAGCAGAGACGUGGAAGAGGAGCGAGCUGCACACAAGCACAGUACCAGAGAGUGGAGCACUCCAGCAGCACAUGAAACCAGCAAGCUGCCAGCAGCAUCGUGUGUAUAGGUGUAUGUAAUAUAUACAUCGUGUACACAUAUAUAUAUGUGUAAUAUAACAGCAUGGUGUGUGAGGAGUUCCACCAGCAGAGGAGCAGGCUGGGCUAUCAGGACACUUCUUUGGAGCCUUUUACUGGUGACCUGUGGUCGGUGACAGUUCUGAUCUCUGGUCAGUGGCAGUUCUCCCUGCAGUGCCUUAGAUCUGGAAGCACACCAACAGCAUGUCCUUUGGGUCCUGGGACAGAAUCACUGUUCCCAGGCAGAGAAUACAUCCUUCCUUUGCUAUCUUUUAAUUUUUCAUCAUUUGUGUCUCCUGUCAUUUGAGAGAUUGUUGGUUUUAUACGCAGGAAUUAAAGCACGUUUUGCUGACA